This is a messenger RNA of Cladocopium goreaui, 5120 nucleotides long. Lineage: Eukaryota; Dinophyceae; Suessiales; Symbiodiniaceae. The record is from the annotation of a GenBank genome assembly.
AGGCAAACAAGAGCCUCACCUCCCUGCAGGACAAGCUUCUGCAACAGCAACACAGCUUGACCGGUGCAAGCGAGGCCUUCGACACGGCGGUGAAGAGUGCCACAGAGGCAGCGCAAAGCGCCACCAGUGCUGGGGAGAGCUUUGGCCAGGCGCUGUCAGAGGCUUCCAAGCAACUGGACCUGGUGGAUCAGCGAGGGGUGGCAGCAGGUGAUGGUGCUGCAGAUGCUGCACCUGACAGGCUUCGAAAGGCAUUGAAAGCCCUGGACAAGCUGAAAAAUGCCAUGGACAACAACAACUUCCGGGAGAAUGAGUGUCAGACCUCCGAAGAGAACUUGUUGAAGCUGGAGCCAGGACGGGAGCGAGACAGGCAUCGCCUGGAGCAACUGGUGACCAAGGCGCAGCAACGUGCUGAAGCUUCUCGGGAAGCCGUCCUUCAGGCGGUGCAGAAUUUUGUUGAGGCUGGCAUGGGGUUUGCCGAGUCUUUACAGAAGACACAAAAGCGCCCAGUAAAGAUGGAGCAGGUGAAGGCAGUUCAAAGUAGUGUGAAGGGCGCUUUCCGACAGCUUCCCAAAGCAUGGCAAGCCGUGAAAGGGAGCCAGGAGGCUCAGUGCAAAGCUGGGAUCCAACGCCGGAAGGCAUCGAGCCGUCUGGCUGCGGUGACGCUGUCAAAAACUGAAGCUGAAAGUCAAGUUGAAGCGCAACUGAAAGAGCAUCAACAAGCAGAGGCUGACGAAUCGCAUGUGCGUGAAGAGCGCUGUGCUCGUGAGUCCGAGCUCGCGGCAGCAGAAGAAAUGCGGCAGAUCGUUGAUGCCGAGGAGGCAGAAGCCAAGAAGCGGCGCGAGGAGCUGAAGGCCUCGCAGUCCGCCUUGAAGGAAGCGCUCAAGGCCCACGAGUAUGUGCCGGAGUUCAACAACAAGGCAUCGGAGUACAAGGAGUACAAGAAGUACAAGAAGCGCGCCAGCGACUCCGUCUACUACGAGGACGAUGACUGGCACUACACCAACGACUUUGACGAGGACGUCUUCUAUGACGAGGAGUUGGACGAGCACUAUGUGGUCGACGGCAACGACGAGGGAGCAUACUAUGAGGAUGAUGAAGAGGGUGAGUCAGCAGUCUAUGCAGCUGACGAUGCGGCGGCUGAAUAUGACGAGGUGUUUGCAGCCUACGUUGAUGCAAGGGCGAAAAUGAACCAAAUGCGGCUGAGCAGGGGAUUCUACCCCGUUGUGGCCAUGGUGAACCAUCAACACCACAGUGCCAAAAGUUCCAAAGGGAAGAAGCCAAAGGGUUCAAAAGGCAAGGGCAAGAACCAGUCCAAGCAAGCACCACGUUCACCGCCCAACCCAAGAGCUCGAGGUAAAGCUGCUCUUGGUGCUGUGAAGUGUCUGCGUUGUGGCACUGCUGGUCACUACGCGCGGAAUUGUCCUCAGCAAUCUUCAGCCAAGAAACGCAAGGCUGAUGGACCGGCUGAUACAGCCGAUGCUCUGAUGGUGGCUGACUCUGACGAGAUCGAGCCCAUCAACAUGUAUGAGGACGAUGGUGAAGAAAGUGAAGCUGACGACACAGCCAUUUGGGACUGUGGAGCGGCCUCAGUUUUGGUUUCAAAGAUGCACUUGAAGAAGUACCUCAAGGCGCUGCUGAUGCUGGGCUAUGACAUCCACAGCAUCAAGGCCUGGACCUGCACAAAGGGAUUCAGGUUUGGCAAUGGGAACAAGGACCGAAAAAGCCUAUGUGUCCUGCUGCCCACAUGGUUUCAAGGGUUGCGACGUGACAUCUUGGUCUACGUCAUCAACGGCAAGGUCCCAUUUCUUCUUGGACGACCUCUUAUGGAGCAACUUCAGGUGGCGAUCAACUACGCCGACAAGGAGAUCAAAUGGGGAUCUGGUGAUUGGCAACCUGCGCCCAUGGGCCCAAAGGGUGAGUACAUCCUUCACUUGGCUGAGAGCGCAAUUGCACUCUUGGAAGAGCCUGUCAAGCAGACCCUGGUGCCCGAGGACUUCUACGACCACGUGCAGACCGAGCGUGAGUUCUACAUCAUGGACAUGAUCCAGGAGCCCGACGUUCAGGACUAUGACAACGUGGAUGUGGCUUUGGCAACAUCUUCAACAAGGGAUCAGACUUCACCGUCUGACUGCACUGCCGAUAACACCAGCUAUGACGACCUGAAGAAGGAGGAUGUGCCGCCAAUUCUGGUAAACUCUGAAGGAGUCCCAGCAAUCCCGUUUCACGACGGUGGCAUUUCUCCGAUGGUUCCCCACAAGGUGGACAAGGUCAGAAAGCGGAUUGGCAACAACUAUGUCAUGGACAAGUUCACCAACAUGGAGCCUACGUUGGACGACAAGGUGAAGGAGAUCGACCUGGAGACGACAAGUCCUGAAUGCGAGAAGGGUGACAUUGAGAUGGAGCCUAAUUCACCGAGAUCACCAACCUCUGACAGCCAGGCCCCUAAGAAGGUGAAGUUGUCUGAUGGAGCCUGCAACCUCAAGAGGCUGACUGGCAACAAACUUCGGAUGAUGAUGGGCCAGGCAGAAAAGAGCGUCAAGGAGAACGAGAAGAUCUUUGCAGCCACUGCCACAGACAAUCGUCCUGGCAGAAAAUUACGAAUCUGGGAAGUUUUCGCUGGAAAGGGUAGAUUGACCCAGAUCCUCAAUGACAAGUACCCCAGCGUCAAGGCUGAAAGAUUCUCUCUUGAAGAAGGUUGGGAUUUCACAGAUGCGAAACAUCGCAAAGCCUUCAUCAACAAGCUGAUGAUGGAGGAGCUCUCCAUUGCAAAGAGCGACAACUACAAGGAGGAGCUGGACUAUCAACGGCAAGUUGACCACGACACCGUGCUGACUUUCGUGGCCAUUGUCUAUGAGAUCCAGAGACGUGCUGGACGUGAUGCAACAGUUGAGCAUCCAUGGUGGUCACGAGCAUGGAGCACGAGGGCAUUUGAGUCAAUGAUUGGUUUCGAUGCCUACGUGGAUCAGUGCUGCUACAAGCUGAUGCUGCCCGACACGGAUGGUGUGAUGAAACGGGGCGAUGAGCACAACUCUCCUGAAGUUCAUGUGCCUGAACCUGUGCAGAAGAACCGUGAGCUGAGACGUCAAGUCGGUUCAAGGCCGUUUGAGUACGUCCAGCGACUGCACAAGAACCUUGGGCAUGUGAGCAAUGAAACCCUAUGCCGGAUGCUGGAUGAAGUUCAAGCAACUGCCGAUGUGAUGACGGCAGCAAAGCACUAUGUCUGCCCGACGUGCUAUGCGAGAAAGAAGCCUUCUCAGGCACCACCCAGCUCUGGUGUCAAGACAACGGAGUUCAAUGAAAGAAUCCAAGUUGACAGUCAUUGGAUUCAAUGUGAACAAUCUGCAGUUGCCCAAAAGGAGCCAGCCCCAGGCACACCUGCUGCAAAGCGCAAACAGCGUGAGAUAAGUGGACGUCAGUGUGUGCUGACAAUAGUGGAUCAUGCCACUCGCUUCUGUGCAGUCAGAAUCUUGAGGAGCGAGACGGCAGAGGAGUUCACAAAAGGGAUUGAAAGGAUGUGGUUCAAGCACUUUGGAGUUCCAAAGCACCUUCGAAUUGACGAAGCCAAAGGAUGGGCCUCCAAGCAUGUGAGAGAGUGGGCAAGCAGCCGAGCUAUCAACUUGGAAGUCCAACCAGCUGAACAACAUACCUGGCUUGGAGUGGUGGAACGAAAACACCAAGUUGUUCGACGUGCCCUGGAGCUAUACCAAGAUGAUCUUGGCCGACACGACUUGAGUGCCUUGAAGGAGGCGGCGAUUUACGUGCCGCAUGCCAUCAACCAGACGGCCAUGGUCAGAGGGUUCACUCCACAACAAUGGGUUCUUGGAAAAUCCAUGACACAUGUGCACGGCCUCACCUCUGAGAUCUUCAAUCCUGGACAAGAACCUCUGGACGAUGCAGGAGCUUUCGCACUUAUACAAAAGCGACGGCAAGGUGCUCAAAUCGCCUGGAUCAAGGCGGACUCUGACGCCAAAUUGCGUCGUGCCUUCAACCAGAAGUUCCAAGAGAGCAAUGAUCAACUGGUGGUUGGACAGCGAUGUUGGUUUUGGAGAAUCGCUGGAAGUGGCAUUCUGCAGAAGGCCAAAUGGCGAGGUCCAGCCCGAGUGGUGGCAAUUGAAGACCAUGAAGGAACCCGAGUCCUAUGGCUAUGUCAUGGCACAAGCCUACUUCGUUGCGGAGAACGACAAGUGCGGCCUUUGGUGGAAGAGACUGGCUACCUGCAGGUUGCUGACCCCAAGGCGGCGCUCAAGGACUUGGAGAUGCUCAAGGCCAGAUCAACGACACAAUACAAGGAUGAGCUACAGGCCGACAUUGAGCCUACCUUGGAGGACAACAUGGCUGAAGCUCCCUUCCCUGAUGAGAGCGACUGUGAGCCGAGUCUUGCCAACACUGAAGACUUGGUGGAGCGCGACAAUCUUCCUGGAGUUGUCAGCAUGGUGCUGCCCAUUCCACUUCGGAAUGAUGCUGCUGAACAAGAUCGAGAACGAACACCUCGACGCACUCAUGCUGAAGGUCAUGGAAGAAUGGCUUCAAUGGCAACAACAGUUGAGCCGGAAGAAGAUCCAGCACCACCUCCAAAACGAAAGACUUCAACUGCUGACUUGCAAGAGGAGAAGAAAGUCCCCAGGACUAUGCCAUCAAGUUCUGAUGCUGCUGCGUCUUCCCAUGGCGCAGAUGUCCAGACUCAACAAUCACAAGCUGCUGCAGUACCCAUUCCCGAAGAAGGAGAGGAUUCUCUCAGCGUGGAAGUGAAUGUUGAGAAAGUGGUUGGCAAGUUGCCUGGUGGAUGGAGAUGCAUUGAAGGUGGCUUUGAACUGGACGAUGCCUUCUACACGGCAUACCGAAAAGGUGAAGUCAACCCAAGGAAACUCAACCUUGAGGACCAAGAGAAGUUCAUAGAUGGCAAGAAAGCAGAGCUGUCACAAUACUUCAGCAACCUGGUCUGGGAGUUUGCGACGACUGAAGAAGGUCUACGUGCUGAGCGUCGUGGACGAGCCAUCACUGCCCGAUGGGUGCUCACCUGGAAGAAGAUCGACCAGGAUGAUGGCAGUGUUCGCUGGAAGGCGAAAGCUCGCCUGGUGCUCAGAGGCUUUGAGGACCCAGACGUCUUGACCCUGGACAAG